Rhipicephalus sanguineus (brown dog tick) is the source of this 414-nucleotide messenger RNA. Its product is annotated as gastrin-releasing peptide receptor. Gene Ontology annotation, biological process: G protein-coupled receptor signaling pathway. The coding region runs from base 1 to 414 and encodes 137 amino acids. Gene Ontology annotation, molecular function: G protein-coupled receptor activity. The transcript has a single exon. Lineage: Eukaryota; Metazoa; Arthropoda; Arachnida; Ixodida; Ixodidae. Gene Ontology annotation, cellular component: plasma membrane. The record is from RefSeq and is a predicted model, not a curated record.
AUGUCUCAGGAUGGAAGCAACGCGUCGGCGGACCUCUCGCAGAUCUCCGGCGAAGACGACCUCCCCGUGAACUACGAUUACGAGGAGUCGGCCUGGCGCUUCGACCUCGCCGACCUCAUCCCGAGGCCCGUCGUGUACGGGGCGACGUUGCUGUUGGGCCUAGUGUGCAACCUGGUCAUAGUGUACACGGUGGCGCGGCUUCCCCGCAUGCGCUCCAUAUCGAACCUGUUUCUCGCGUCGCUCGCGUCAGCGCACCUGCUGAUCGUGCUGCUGUGCGUGUCCGUCAAGUUCGGCCAGCUGUUCUCGUACACAUGGACGUUGGGCGAGCUGGGAUGCAAGCUGCUCCUCUACACCCAGCACGUCUCCAUGAUUUGCUCAGUGCUCAAUCUCACCUUCCUCAAUAUCGAGAGCUAA